This is a messenger RNA of Sturnus vulgaris (Common starling), 959 nucleotides long. Lineage: Eukaryota; Metazoa; Chordata; Aves; Passeriformes; Sturnidae. The record is from RefSeq and is a predicted model, not a curated record.
AGAAUUCUUUUCAGUUUGUAUCUAAGUCCAAGCAGGUAGUCCUAUGCAAACCUGAGUAUGAAAAACUGAUACCAUGAGAAGACUCCUAAAUUCCCAACAUCCCUUCUUGGGGUGUUUGCAGCUUGCAUACAGAGGGUUGCACUAAGAAGUUGAAUUGCUGUAUUUAGUUUGCUCUGAGCACAGAGGGCUGUCUCUUACAGUAGUCCACAGCAAAUCAGGUGACUGAGAGGCUGUUUCAUGUUGCUGUUGAGCUCGAUGGAACCCGAAGGACCAGGGAGUAGUGGUUUGCAAGCAGUAAAGAUCUGUUUCUUCUGUAUUGGAAUAGUACAUGGUGCAAGAUGCUACUCAGCAUCAAAGCCGUACACAAUGCCAGUGGUGGUGUCAGCAGAGAUUCUCCAAGAUAGCAGCAGCACAGUGACGUGAGGGGAAGCUGCCAGCUGUGCUGAUGGAGUAUAGGCUGCCCUGGUCACAUGAUUCCAUGACACACACAUGUGUGUAUAUAUGAGAUGCCAGGGGACUCUGCUCAGACUGCACUGAACUUCCCCCUUCAGAGCCACUCGUUAUUUCAGAGAAGUCACCUGCCACCAUGAUGCCUGGGGGCUUAUCUGACACCAAGCCGGCUACUCCAGAAGUUCAGCAGCUUGUUAACCAGGUGAAAUCACAAUUUGAAAGCCGGGCAAACAUGAACUGUGUUACCUUUACAGCCAUAGUAUAUAGGACUCAAGUGGUUGCUGGGACAAUGUACUAUAUUAAGGUCCAAGUUUCUGAGGCCGAGUAUGUCCACUUAAAGGUGUUUCAGCCUCUUCCUUGUGAGAACCAAGGUCCCAGCCUUGAAAAUUUUCAGACUGGCAAAAACAGAGAUGACCCCCUGACCUACUUCUAAGACACGAUGAUGUGCAGCGCCUCAUUUCUGCAAAUCCUAUGGGGAUUCUGCCCGUUACAGUAAAUAAAAUAAGUUU